CAAAAGUAAUAUUUAAAUGAAAGCUAUAAAGUGAUCAAAACAAAAAUUAAUAAAAAAAUACUUUAAAUUUUUUAUAAUUUUGCAAACUUUCUAAAAAUCAAAAAUUUGCACACUCUACAUAUAUACAAACAUAAUUAUAAAUAAAUCAAUAAAAAUCUAAGAAAAUUAGAGAAAAUGGGAUUCAAAUUUAAUUAGACUAAAAGAUCUGAUAGCUCUUAAAAGAAGAAAAAUAUUAGGCCAACUAACAGAAGAUGUGCUUCAACCAUUAUGGAGUAGUACAGCGAAAGAAUAGAUUUAGAGAAUUGUAGAAGAGAUCUGAAAGCCUUACUUAAAAAAUGUAUAUUUAAAAUUGUUGCUGCAGAGAGUGUGGAUCAAGAAAUAAGCUUUUUGAAUGAAGUAAAGCGCCUACUAAAUAAAGCCUGCCAAGGAAAUCCAAAUGCUAGUUAAUAUGAUAGUUUGAAAUAAAUAGUUAAAGAAAUGUAUUAGAUUGCAGCUGAUAAAUAAAUUGAUUAAUACUACCAUUAAAGUUCUAAGUAUAUUGAUCAUUUAAAUGUACAUGAUGAAUCUUUUAGAAUUUAUGCUCUUCGUAAUUUCUAGACCCUAACAUCAAACACAAAUGGGGAUCAGCAACUUACUUUUGCAAAUUUGAUUUAAUAUAAUUAGCAAAGUUUUGGAUUAGAUAUUAAUUCUGAUGAUGCUUAAGAAGACGUAGAAGAUGAUGAAGGAGAAGAGCAAUUUUAUGAAUAGCUUUAAAUACAAAGCGACUAAACAGAUUUUUAAACAUAAAAUGAAUAAACUCAAUAAUCAAUAGCAGAGCAAAUUAUUAGUUCUCCUCAUUCAAAUAUUUCAAUUCAUUAAUAAGCUAGUAAUAGUAAUAUCACUCCUUCGUAAUAAGAAACUUCAAACAACAGACAAUUAAUGAGAAGUUCAAACCGCACAAACUUUAACUUCUUUUCAGAUCAUUCCCAUUCCACUUCUUCGAAUCAUUCAAACCAAAACGUGAGAUAAAACCACUAAGUAAUAUCUUACAGUAACGAACCAGUGCAAAUAAGGUACUAGACAAAUAAUUAAAAUUAAAACUAAACAUCAAUCGUCAGAGUGAAUUUCAUAGAUUAGCACAUUAUGUCUGGUGAUAACGACUAUAGAAUAAGCUAUCCAAGAAAUAGAAUCGCAAGCACAAACUAAAACACAUAAAUAAGAGUAGAAGAUCACAAAGACUAGCAAUAAAUAAAUGAAAUAUCACAAUAAAAUAUUAUCUCAAGAAGAGUUAUUCAGUAAAAUCAAAUAUGA
Messenger RNA from Tetrahymena thermophila SB210, 1290 nucleotides. RefSeq lists its product as hypothetical. The record is from RefSeq and is a predicted model, not a curated record. NCBI's taxonomy places the organism in Eukaryota, Ciliophora, Oligohymenophorea, Hymenostomatida, Tetrahymenidae. The transcript has 2 exons.